AUGAAAAGGGGCAAACUGACCCCGAUUUCACAAAUUCUAAAGGGUUCCCGUGAUGACUGGAUAAAAUGGGCGCAAGAAGAUUUGUCUAAAUCUCUGCGAUCAGAAAUAAACAUCAACAAGGCCAAGAAUGUGAUUUUGUUUCUUGGUGAUGGAAUGGGUAUUUCUACCAUUACAGCAGCACGACUCUACCGAUCACAACUUCAGAAGGAGAAGAAUAUACGAGAAGGCGAUGCAGCCCUGGAAUUUGAAAAGUUUCCCUUUGUUGGAUUGUCUAAGACUUAUAACGCUAAUCGCCAGACUUCAGGUUCUGCCAGUACGGCCACAGCGCUACUGAGUGGAGUGAAGAUUAACCAAGGAACCAUUGGAGUGGACAACACCGUAGUACGACAUGACUGUUCUUCCCAAACAAAAGAAUCUCAGCUAACAUCCAUCUUAGAUUGGUCGAUGACUGAAGGAAAAUCUACUGGUAUAAUUUCCACAGCUCGGUUGUCUCACGCCUCUCCGGCAGCCACCUAUGGACAUACGGCCUCCAGGGCGUGGGAAGGAGAUGCUGAUAUGACAAAUGUUACUGGAAACUGUAAAGAUUUGUCGCUACAGCUGUUUGAAGAUAAUAAGAACAUUACGGUAAUUAUGGGAGGCGGAAGAAGAACUUUAUUACCCAAAGACUUCAUUGAUCCCCAAACGAACUCGGCGCAUAGUAAACAGAGGAUCGACGGUCGAAAUUUAAUUGAAGAAUGGAAAAAAGACAAACAAGAGCGAAGUAAGAGUCAUAGUUAUAUUACCAAUAAGAAACAGUUGAUGGAAGUCGACGCCUCGAAAACUGAUUAUCUCUUAGGUGUUUUUUCCGCGUCUCAUAUGGAUUAUGAAAUCGACCGAGACGACAGUGAUAUAGGACAACCCUCAUUAGCAGAAAUGACGCAAAAGGCCAUCCAAAUUCUGAAGAAAAAUGACAAUGGCUUCUUUCUCUUUGUUGAAGCUGCCAGAAUAGACCACGGCCAUCAUGCUACCAAAGCGAAGAAAGCGAUCCAUGAUGUCCUGUCGUUUGACGAUGCUGUAAAAGCUGGUAUGGACGAAACUGAUGCCGACGACACAUUAAUAGUAGUAACCGGAGAUCAUUCCCAUGUUUUCAACAUCGCUGGCUAUCCUGCCAUCGGAAAUGACAUUUUUGAAGAUAAAGAGUAUCAACAACCUGCUGCAGUUCCAGUAGUUGAUGAAACACAUGGCGGAGAAGAUGUCGCCAUUUUCGCCACAGGACCAAUGUCUCACCUAUUCCGUGGUGUUCACGAACAGAACUAUGUAGCUCAUGUCAUGGCCUAUGCCUCUUGUCUGCCGCAGCGCCACCAAGCGUAUCCGGGUCGUCAGGAAGAGUAG
This is a messenger RNA of Lottia gigantea (owl limpet), 1371 nucleotides long. RefSeq lists its product as hypothetical. The coding region runs from base 1 to 1371 and encodes 456 amino acids. The transcript has 10 exons. The record is from RefSeq and is a predicted model, not a curated record. Gene Ontology annotation, molecular function: alkaline phosphatase activity. Gene Ontology annotation, biological process: dephosphorylation. NCBI's taxonomy places the organism in Eukaryota, Metazoa, Mollusca, Gastropoda, Lottiidae.